This is a messenger RNA of Phragmites australis (common reed), 1299 nucleotides long. RefSeq lists its product as uncharacterized. The record is from RefSeq and is a predicted model, not a curated record. The transcript has a single exon. NCBI's taxonomy places the organism in Eukaryota, Viridiplantae, Streptophyta, Magnoliopsida, Poales, Poaceae.
AGAUGAUCCAUUGCCCAUUGGUUAGGUCGUUAGGGUUCUUGUUGCUUAUUUUCCUUUCUAAUUUCAGGUGUUAGAAUGUUGCCUAAGAAGCAUUUGUCGGGUGCUGAGAAAAGGAAAAAAAGAAAACGAGAAGAUCAGUUUAUUGAAUCGCAAAAGGGUGCUAUACAUAAGUUUUUUUCAGUUUCAAGUAAUGUUGUUCCCGGUGAUAAUCCUGAAGAUAUAAAUGAUUGUAGUACAGAAGAUCAAGGGUAGGAACCUAAUCAUAAUUUAAAUGCAGAAGUUGAUGUCAAUGACGAUGCUACAGGGGAACAAAAUUUACCGCCUUCAUCUGAUACUGAAAAUUCAAAUGCUGAUGAACAAAAAGAUUCUCUGUUAGCUAUCUAUGAUCCUAGAACAUGGGACAAUCUUGACAAUAGGGGAAGAGAUAUCUUAAUUGAAAAAGGACCUGUGAGAGAAUUGAAUUUGCAUUUUCCUUCGGAUAGUAGUGGUAGACAUUUUUCAUAUGCUUACUACUCCAGGAAGUUAAGUAAUGGUGAGGUUGUUGAUAGAAAGUGGUUGGUUUACUCUAAGCAUGUGGACAAAGUUUACUGUUUUUGCUGCCGAUUGUUCAAAUCAAAUCAGACCAAAACUUUGUUGGCAUAUGAUGGAUUGAGGGACUGGAAGCAUCUCAGUGGGAGACUCAAACAACAUGAGAACAUCGUUGAGCAUAUAACAAAUAUGAAUACGUGGAAUGAACUUAGGUUGAGGUUAAGGAAAAACCAGACAAUUGAUGAUGAUUUGCAACGGGAAAUUGCAAAGGAAAAAGAGCGUUGGAGACAAUUUUUGGUAAGAAUAGUUCCUGCUGUGAAGUUUCUUGCUAAACAUAAUUUGGCCUUUCGAGGAUCCAAUGAGAAACUUUAUCAGGAUAACAAUGGUAAUUUUCUAGGCACAAUUGAAAUGAUUGCUGAAUUUGAUUCUGUGAUGCAAGAACACAUUAGGCGCAUUCAAAAUAAUGAAAUUCAUCAUCAUUAUCUUGGCCACAAUAUUCAGAAUGAGUUAAUUUCUAUUCUUGCUCAUGCCGUGAAAAGUUUUAUUUUAAGGAUCAUCCAGGAUGCUAAGUAUUUCUCUAUUAUCUUGGAUUGUACCCUAGAUGUGAGCCAUAAAGAACAAAUGACUCUAAUUGUGCGGUGUGUUAAUAUGUCAAGUAACAUUUCGAGAGUGGAGGAGUUCUUUCUAGAGUUCUUAAAGGUGGAUGACACAUCAGGAUUGGGGCUUUUUAACGAAUUGAUGAAUGCAUUGGACUCUCUUGAAUGUCGCUGA